Messenger RNA from Papilio polytes (common Mormon), 1951 nucleotides. It is a transcript of the gene 5-HT2A, whose product is annotated as 5-hydroxytryptamine receptor 2A. The coding region runs from base 44 to 1951 and encodes 635 amino acids. NCBI's taxonomy places the organism in Eukaryota, Metazoa, Arthropoda, Insecta, Lepidoptera, Papilionidae. The transcript has 9 exons. Gene Ontology annotation, molecular function: serotonin binding; neurotransmitter receptor activity; G protein-coupled serotonin receptor activity. The record is from RefSeq and is a predicted model, not a curated record. Gene Ontology annotation, cellular component: membrane; dendrite. Gene Ontology annotation, biological process: serotonin receptor signaling pathway; G protein-coupled receptor signaling pathway, coupled to cyclic nucleotide second messenger; chemical synaptic transmission.
AGUCACUACAAGAUGUAUCCCGAAAAGGUGACUUAGCGUCCACAUGGAUGUCGCAUCUAUCAUGAAUAUUACAUUCUUAGACCUUAUUCCUGAUGAUCUACAAUGUCGUCUGAAAGCAGGCAAUGGAUGCGGCAAUGCGCACUCAGGACUCGAGUGCACGCGUACCGAAAAUGCCCUUGAUUACUUCUGCCAAUUGAACAAACAUACGCAUAAUGAAACAUCCUAUAGUUGCUUCAAAUGUUCUAAUAACAGCAUGGAUUAUAAUCUUAACUAUACAGUAUGUGACGGUAAAUUAAAAAUCAAUAUGCUCUACAUCUUCGAAAGCGCAAUUAAAACAUUUUGGUUAAAACUACCUCAAUUUGAUAUCUGUGAUUGGGACACUUUAUUCUGUUACGACGAUCGGACGUUAUACAUGGACGUUAAUGAUAGUGGUUAUAAUAAUAGUGACGUGCAAAAUGUUCAAUGUAAGUGGAACGUGAAGAAUUUUACGAUAAAUUCAUUGGAAUCUGUCGGUUAUGAAUGGAGCUUUUUGUUCGUAAUACUGUUUAUAAUAGCGGGCGGCGUUGGGAAUAUUCUGGUAUGCUUGGCGGUCUGCUUAGAUAAGAGACUUCAAAAUGUCACAAACUACUUUCUGCUGUCGCUGGCGAUAGCGGACUUGCUCGUUAGUUUGUUCGUAAUGCCCAUGGGUGCAAUCCCUGGAUUUCUAGGUUACUGGCCACUGGGCGUUGUGUGGUGCAAUGUGUACGUGACUUGCGAUGUGCUGGCGUGUUCAGCGAGCAUUAUGCACAUGUGUUUUAUUAGCAUCGGCAGGUACCUUGGUAUACGUAAUCCGCUCAAAAGCCGUCACCAUUCCACUAAGAGAGUAGUUGUAAUUAAAAUUGCUCUCGUUUGGCUUCUCAGUAUGUUCGUAUCCAGCUCAAUUACAGUUUUAGGUAUUAUAAAUCAAACUAAUAUAAUGCCGACACCGGAGCUGUGCGUGAUUAACAACCGUUUGUUCUGGGUGUUCGGCUCACUGGUGGCGUUUUACAUUCCAAUGCUGAUGAUGGUGGUAUCAUUCGCACUAACUGUUCAAUUACUGAAACGACAAGCUUUAUUGGCAGCUACGCCUGUACCAGGAGGAACUCAAAGAAGACAAUGUGGAGGUUUCGACAAUGGCCCUUCUCAAGGUCCAAGACGUAUAGGUGCUAAGAGCUCCCCGGACUUAUCACCAAGUGGGAAUUCUUCGAGGCAUAUGACAUGGAGGAUAACUUCAACUAACAGAGGCCAAAGAAAUAAGAUUGGUAUGAGCGUCUCCAACCCUCAGCUAAGCUAUAUGAACGGGUGCGGAAACGGUGCGGGGUCGUCACGGAGAGGACGCGACGUAGCCACGCAGACGCCAGCGAGCAUAGCCGCGGAGACAAGGCGGGCACGUUUGAGACCGUUGAAGUUAAAUAUUGCACCACCUAAUGCUCUCAAUUUAAGGUUUCUUACUAAUCGGAAGAAAGGAAGAUCAUUAUCAGCGAAUGCAGUUGCCAAUGAACAAAAAGCUACCAAAGUUCUUGGUCUAGUCUUUUUUACAUUUGUGUUGUGCUGGGCACCAUUUUUCUUGCUCAAUAUAUUAUUUGCAUCAUGUCNUUUGAUUUUGCUUACAGACCACAUAGUCAACGUUUGUUUAUGGCUGGGUUACGUGUCUUCUACCAUUAAUCCGAUCAUCUACACUGUAUUCAACAGAACCUUCAGAGCUGCAUUCUUGAGGCUUCUGAAGUGUCAUUGCAGCAGACGAGGUCAUUGCACUCGCUACAUAUCAGGCGGAUCAACUCGUGGUGCGUCACAGCUGUGUGCGCGCUCAGCCCUGCCGCUGGCUAUAUCACUUCGACCUUCUGUGAUGCCAACCACUUCAUCCGGGGGACAGGACACUACAGAGUCGGUUCUCAUUGAGACUCCCCUACCAGGAUUUAAUAUGCGAUAUUAA